Planococcus citri (citrus mealybug) is the source of this 1756-nucleotide messenger RNA. RefSeq lists its product as uncharacterized. Bases 256 to 1176 code for a protein of 306 amino acids. Gene Ontology annotation, cellular component: transcription regulator complex; nucleus. The transcript is spliced from 4 exons. Lineage: Eukaryota; Metazoa; Arthropoda; Insecta; Hemiptera; Pseudococcidae. Gene Ontology annotation, molecular function: DNA binding. The record is from RefSeq and is a predicted model, not a curated record. Gene Ontology annotation, biological process: regulation of transcription by RNA polymerase II.
CAACAAAACGGAUCGACAGUUCACGUUCGAUAACGUUACGAGUAAGUUCUACGCUAUUCGGAUAAUUUUUCGAGUUAAUUUUUCCAUGUAAUUGCUAUAAUUUUGGUUAAAUUUUGUCGUUUGAGAAGAUUCGUUGUUUUUGGCGAAUUUUCAGUCGUUUUAAUCCGGUGUACGGUGAAUUUGGCGGGAAACAAGCAUCGCACGGUAUCGCAUCAAGUCCAGAGAUUGGAACGCUGACUAGAACAGUUGAUAAGGAUGACAGACGACGAAGAUUGUGGUAAACUAGUCAGUAAACUUAUUCACGAAGUAUCUCAGAAACCCGUCCUGUACGAUCCACAAAAUCCAAUGUACAAAGAUAACAGUUCGAGAGUACGAGCAUGGCACGAAAUAGCCAAAAAAAUGGAAAUGCCAGUUACCAAUUGCCAAAUUAAAUGGGGCACUCUGAGAAGAUGUCUAGCAAACGCUCGAAAACGUCAAAAACGUCGCCAGGCGAUCGGUUCCAAGUAUAUUAAGAAAUGGAGAUAUCAAGACGAAAUGUCCUUCUUAUUACCAUUCAUCGACAGCAGAGAAUUAGACGCCAGCUUCACUCAGCACUACAAAAAAUCCAAAGCUUCUGUCACAAUCGACGAUGCCACCGAUUCCCGCAGCCACGAACUAUACAUUUCCGAAGAAUACGAGCAAUCUUCAGACAUGGAAGACGAUUCGACCGAAUUGAAACCAACGGUGCAAAGUUUACAACACUAUUUGAUCGAAAACGCCGCCGAUCAGGUGGAAUUUCAACGCUACGUCGAACGUGAAACCGCCAAGAGCUCAGCCACGUAUCCGAAAUCGCCCGAAGACCUUUGCGAAGAAGAAUCCUUAGUCAUGGACCGAUCAGCUGACUCGGAAAGAGAAUGGGAGUCGGCUUUACAUAGUAGACAAUCGGGUGGCGAAGUCAUGGCCACCGAGACGACCAUCGCAUCGAGGGCAUCGACGCGAAGUAACUUGGCGUCGUAUCAGGGUCUAGACGAGAUGGAUACGUUUUUCUUGAGCAUGUCGAAGACGCUCAAAAAAUUACCCAGAUUUGACCAGAUUGACGUACGUUCUAAAGUUUACGAUAUCGUAACGCAAGCCGAACUCAAACGUUUGCAGGCUGAAGAAGACAGCAGAACUGAACGUAGCAUUCGAGAGUCUUAGUACGUGAUUGUUAUAGGUAUCGAGUUUGCCAUUUUGAUUGGAAUACAUUCGCACGAGGGUUGCCCUUAUUUAUAUUAUGCUAUACGUAUUGGGAAAUUAUUUUUUUCUUCCAUUUCGAACUCUCCUCUCUCGCUCCUAUAUCAUUAGGUAGCAUUUUACAUCGGAUAUUGCAACAAAAAUUACGAAAAUUCAAUUUUGGCCGAAUUACCUUAGGUUCAAACUUUGAAAAAUGAACAUUAAAACCAAUUCCGAUAAUUUUUGAUUCUACAAAUUAUUUUUUGGGGCAAGCUUAAAGCUCAUUAAAUGUUGAAAAUACACCAAUGAGUUGUAAAGAUGAUAUGUAAUUAUUUGUUUUGUUUCGAGGGGCAAGCGUUAUGAUUUUCCAGAAAAAGUGGGAAUUUUUUGUGUUGUGGGGGGUCCACAAUUCCAAUUCAGACUGUGAAAAUAAGGGUACUCUAUUUCGUAUGUCUUCAUUUCCGCAUUUCCUUUUCAUCGUUAGUAAUUAGCUGAUAAUAUUUUGUUUAAUUUUAAUUUAUCAACUAAGUAUUAUAAAUAACGCAAUAAAAUUAAUUUGGGAAAA